AUGUCAUUGAAGACAAAGAGAAGUCUUCAAGCCAAUGGUACUAAUAAAAGAUUUUCAAAGUUAACAAAAAGUCAUUAUUACAUGCUUUCAAAAGUUGCUAAAUACUUGGUUGAACAUCAAAUUGCGGUUAUUAUUUUAGCAUAUAUAUUAGAAGUUCCCGGUUCGGAAAAAUUUUUAUUCCUACGUGAGAAUCCCAAAACUGGUCAUUAUGAAAAGAGCAUGGAUGACACAUUUUUUAUUUUCUUUUGGGUUGUCACAUUUACGCUAUUACGAGCUGUUACAAUGGAAUAUAUACUGGUUCCAAUAGCCAAAAAGGGGAGAAUUAAGAAAAUGACACAAAGAACAAGGUUUGCUGAGCAAGGGUGGUCUUUUUUGUAUUAUUCUAUUUUCUGGACAUUUGGCAUGUAUAUAAUGUAUCAUUCACCAUAUUGGUUUGAUACUACUUAUUUCUGGAAAGGUUAUCCUCACAAAGAAUUGACAUACCUUCUCAAGUCUUAUUAUCUGUUGCAACUUGCUUUUUGGCUUCAACAAUUAUUUGUCGUCAACAUCGAGAAAAGGCGUAAAGAUUUUGUAGAAAUGACAACUCAUCAUGUUGUUACCAUUUCGCUCAUGUUUUUUUCUUAUAUCUUUAAUUUCACUCGAAUUGGUAACGCUGUUCUUUGUACAAUGGAUUUUGCUGAUAUCCUAUUACCGCUUGCCAAGAUGCUUAAAUAUCUUAGGUUCAAUAUGUUCUGUGAUGUAUUGUUUGGAAUCUUUAUGGUUUCAUGGCUUGUGACUCGUCACUAUAUUUAUGGUCAUAUUAUAUAUAGUACGUGGACCGAACCACUGCUGUAUAUUGAAUACAAAUGGGUACCUGAAGAAGAUUAUUACUUUACAAAAAAUGUGCAAAGAUUUUUCUUGUUUCUCUUUUGCAUUCUUCAAGCGAUCAUCAUAUUUUGGUUUUGUCUGAUUUCUAAUGUCGCGUAUAAGGUUAUUAAAGGUGAUGGAGCGCAUGAUAGUCGAAGUAGUGAUUCAGAACGGUUGGGAAUGAGAAUAUUGAAUCAAUUGCACAUAUGA
Messenger RNA from Scutellospora calospora, 1056 nucleotides. Lineage: Eukaryota; Fungi; Glomeromycota; Glomeromycetes; Diversisporales; Gigasporaceae. The record is from the annotation of a GenBank genome assembly.